AAUAAGUCACGACUCCUCAACUAAGAAUGAUGUAGAUUGGCGGGAAAGUCAAUUUUCAUAAUAAGUAUCUCUGGAUUGCAAAAAAAUCUGAGUAUAACAAUCAUUGAAUUGUUAAAUGGAUCGAAUAAUAAUGUUUACUAGUUACCAGGAUUGCCCAGGGUAAGAGCAACGGAUAUAGAAGUUCCUGGAUUGCGCAGUCGCAAGUUCCGCUGCAAAAUGCGCCACCGCGGCCGAAACCAGCGUGAAGACACAAAACGACAAGUAAGAGAAUCCGAAAAAUCGGUCACUGCGGCAAGGCCAUUCCGUACUGAUAGUAUUAUGUGCAACGAAAGGUCGAAAUGGACGGGUACGCUCAGAAGUCGAAUAUGGAAAACUAUAUGAAUCUUCAAACCAGUUGGAGCUCACAGCAACAGCAGCAGCCACAUCAAUCCCAACAACAGUUGCAACAGGCACCAGAUUGUUUGCCUUCGACAGUUCAGCAUUCGACUCAAAGCCCAAAUCAAGCUGUAGGACGAGAUUUUGCAAGAUAUCGCAAAAUGACCGAUCAGCACGAACAGCAGCAACAACAACAGCAAAUCAAAUGUGGAGAGGAACCACGUACCAACCUCAUCAUCAAUUACCUUCCACAAAGUAUGACCGACAAGGAGCUCUACAGCAUGUUUGUCACCAUUGGACCUGUCGAAUCAUGUCGGGUCAUGAAGGACUACAGGGUAUAUCUCAAAACUGGCUAUAGUUAUGGCUUUGGCUUUGUCAAUUAUGCAAAGGCAGAGGAUGCAGAGACUGCGAUAAAUACACUAAAUGGUCUUCAGGUUCAAAAUAAACGUUUAAAGGUAUCCUUUGCACGUCCUUCUGGAGAAGAAAUCAAGGAAACGAACCUCUACGUCACAAACCUACCGCGGAACAUAACGGAGAGCCAGAUAGACGAUAUUUUCAGCAAGUAUGGCAACAUCGUGCAAAAAAACAUUCUAAAAGACAAGUUGACUGGAUUGCCGAGAGGAGUGGCCUUCGUCAGGUUUGACAAGCGGGAAGAGGCUCAGGAAGCGAUCAAUCAUCUACACGGUACGAUACCUGACGGCGGAUCGGAACCGCUGAGUGUUAAGAUUGCCGAGGAACACGGCAAGCAAAAGGCUGCGUAUUACGCUGGCUGGCAGGCUGGUUACAAUCAGAGUCGCGGUGGUUGCGGCGGCGUCACUGGCAGCGGCGGAGGUGGCGGAGGACGAGGUCGUGGAAGCAGCUCGGCCAAUGCCACUACCGGAGUGGGAGGCGGUGGGAUGACAGUCGGUGGUCCAGGAAUGCUAGGUAGAGGUAACGGAGGCUUCGGACCCAGAGGCGGUGGACAUCACGGGAACUUCAUCGGCAGCGGCGGCGGUGGCGGCGGCGGCGGACCUGGCGCAAUGAGGAUGGAAAAGAUACAUCCGCAUCGCUUCAAUCCCAUCGGCAUGGGCGGUGGAUACGUGCAGUCUCACUUCUGGUGACGUUACAAGCACCCUGCACGGAACGCAGAGUCAUCCUCGUCGUCUACUACGUCGUCGUCGCCGCCGCCGCCGUCGUCCUUUCCUUCGACGCUCUUGUCGCUCUCAUCAUCGUCGUCGUCCUCGUCGUCGUCGCCGGCGUCGUUGUCGUAGUCAUUCUCCAGGUAUGGAAAGUCGUCCAGGACGCUUGGAGCUUGAAACAUCAGCUUGGCACAUCCGUAAAGGGGCUCUUGCGUUCCACCGUUCACCGAUAACGCUAGGCAAGCUCUAACGAAGAAGAAGAAGAAGAAGAAACAGGAAGAAGAGGGGGAAGAUCCAAACGAAGAGGAGAAGGAGAGGGAGGAAGGAAAAAGAGAAAAUAAUUAAAAAUAUAUAUAUGAAAUAUGCAUCAUAGCGGCAUAGAUUAACGUCAUUCGAUUUUUCUUUUCUCUCUGUCCGCCGUUAAGUUUAGAUUCUUUAGACUUACAGAAACUUUCCGUCUUCUUCCUCGUUGCGAAAUCAAAGAACAAAUACACGCGAUUCACGCGUAUCCACGCGGCUCGCUCUUGACUCGCGUUUUACCGCGACUCUCAGCAGUUCCUUCCGAUCGUCAAAUUUCGCUCGUCGCCUACGUCGGGUUCAUCCAGCGAACGAACUGUUGAAUCAUUGAGAUAACGCGCUCUCGAGAUAAGCCAAGCGUGGCUCGUGAAGAUGUUCUCGGAAUGAUAUGUCAUCGCGUGCAAAUUCUCUAACCGCGUUCGGUUGAGCCUUUGGAAAGGACGAGGCGUGGACGCCACUCGAGUUUGUUAAUGUUUUUAGCCAUUCUUGAUAUGUUUCAGAGAAGCAAGUUCUAUGUGUUGUAUAUUUCCUUUUAACUUUAAUGAUUUACCGGUUAUAUACAUUAAGGGAGCGUGAAGUUUUAGCGAUGCGAUACGAUACGAUACAAUUACGGUGUCAUUCAAUUUUUAAUGUGUUACGUCGCUUGAAAAGAAGCUAGAAAGAAUCGAGAGAACAGCACGACGCGCUGGGCGUAUGAAAAUAGUAAGGAAUACAUGUAUCUGUUGCAAUUUUUAAAUUGGAUCCCGUCGAUGAGGAUCUUUGAAUGAUAAAUAUUGUGACACUGUUCCUGGGAUCAUCCGUGAGGCAACAAAUAGGCGAAAAAUUAAAAAUAAUAAUGUUUUGUACGAAUCGCUGAGCAUAUGUAUAUAUACGCACGUAUGUUAGUGUAUCGUGACACCAUAUAGAAAACGAGACUGACUUUUUAUAGGAGAAAGAGAAGAAGAAAAAAAAAGGUAACGAAAGGGGGAGUAUUAUUUUACGAAGGAAUCCUCACUGCCGGCGUCAUUAACACUCUCUCCGCAAGUCACGUCGUGUCGCAGGCACCAUUAAGUCCUAGGUAGAGACCGUAUUCUUAAAUUCUCAUAACCAAUUCCUAUUUCACACGUUCACGAAGAAGACGCUCUGCGUAACACGCAAUAUAGAUAUAACGAAUGAAUGUACGUUAUCCCGAGAAAGAGAAAAAGAAUGAAAAGAAAUAUAUAUAUAUAUAUAUAUAUAUAUAUAUAUAUUUAUUUAUAAGAGAAAACAAGGGAAUCGAGUACCGUCCUUAAAAUUAAUUAUUUCUUUCAAUGAAAAUAAAAGAUUCUUUCGAAACCGAAAAUUAUAAGCAAAAUGCAAUUCGAGAUAUAGUCCUAUGGCGCUUCUAAUUAAUUAAAUGUCAGUCGAUUGUUGUUAAUUUUAAAAAUCUGUGAAAUCUAAUCCCUUUGUCAUUAUCUUGUUAAUGAGAAUGUCCUUAUUGAAUUGUACAUUAUCUCCGUUCCGCGAUAGAGAUUCGAUGACGCUGUUUUGAUGGCUGGGAGCUUAAAUACUGCACGUGCGAAUAGAUCAAACGUUGUCGAAUUGAAAUGGAAUCGCGUUAGGCAGUGAUUCGAGCUCGCACGAAAUGCAUCAUGUACCAAAAGUUUUAAAUAAAAUUCACCUCCAAAGUGCGAGGGAUUCUGUUAAUUAUUAAUUCUCUUUACACGCGUUAACAUUCGAUCAAGACUUUGAUGAUCGACCUCCAUUUCCAUUCGGGAUGAAAUCAUUGAUCAUUGGAUCCUAGGACGAUUCUCUGAUCCGUCCUGCAGGAUGUACCAGAUAAUGCGUGUAAGGAAAAUGAUAAGUUGAUGCGAUAAAUUAUUUGACCAAAAAAUCGUAUAAAAAUAACAAUUCAAUUUUUCACUCCAAACACUUCGCUUACCCAUGACCUACCAUCUGUUGCAUCCUGGAUAUUUUAUUUAAUUAAUUAAGUGAAUUACGAGAUGCAUAAGAGAGAGAGAGAGAGAAUGAGAAAGAGAGCGUCUACCCGGAGCCUGAUUUUUCAAUAAAUAGAAAAUGAUGGAGACUUCCGUGAGAUUUCGACGUCACGACGGUCCGUCAUUACGUGAUCCUUCGGCGUGAAUCCUGUAUCGCCGGUUUACGGUACCUGAUUAAAGUUACAUUUAUAUCUAGACGCA
This is a messenger RNA of Cephus cinctus (wheat stem sawfly), 3946 nucleotides long. Its product is annotated as sex-lethal homolog. Lineage: Eukaryota; Metazoa; Arthropoda; Insecta; Hymenoptera; Cephidae. The transcript is spliced from 6 exons. The record is from RefSeq and is a predicted model, not a curated record. Gene Ontology annotation, molecular function: poly(U) RNA binding; poly(A) binding; mRNA 3'-UTR binding. The coding region runs from base 339 to 1475 and encodes 378 amino acids. Gene Ontology annotation, cellular component: ribonucleoprotein complex; nucleus; cytosol.